This is a messenger RNA of Lactuca sativa (garden lettuce), 438 nucleotides long. RefSeq names its product RING-H2 finger protein ATL13. The record is from RefSeq and is a predicted model, not a curated record. Lineage: Eukaryota; Viridiplantae; Streptophyta; Magnoliopsida; Asterales; Asteraceae.
AUGACGGCUGCAUUUGUUGGUGGCACGUCCACUUUCGUGGUGACUUUUUGGCUCCUUUCAGGAAGACAGCCACCACCAUCAUGGUGGUCGGCUGCAUUGAGGUUGCUCAACAGAUCCAACAAAACCAUGGUAAUUGCAGUAGAGAAAGAAGGUGGUGUCGUGUUUGAUUGCAUAGUGUGUCUUUGUGAAGUGUCCCAGGAAGACCAGUACAGAAAGCUUCCAAACUGCAACCAUGGCGUCCAAUUCCAUGCUCAUUGUAUUGAUGCAUGGUUGAAAAAUCAUAGCAGCUGUCCAAUCUGCAGAAGCAACAUCCCCCGCCCAUUGUCUCAACGCCUAAAAGCAUAUGUUUUGCAACAUCUCUUCGAAGAGGUUAUAUCCUAUUGUCACUCAGCCUUAGAUAACGUAGCUAGCUCUAUUGGAGAUUGUCGAGACUUUUGA